AUUGCACUGCUGUGCUGUGCGGGGCAGCACAGCAGCACUGUGCUGCGAUUACCAGACACAAGAUGAGCAAGAGAGUUCUACACGAAGGCCCAGAGGAGCACUCCUCCAGCUCAUUUCUUUCCCUGUCCUUGAAAAUGCCUUACCCACUUUCUAUCCAAACCCAGGAGGUGCAGCUCUCCGAGAUUUUCGAGUCACAAUGGCCGGCCUGUAUAACCCUAAAGUCGCACAUUCAAUCACCGCUGCUUACGCGACUCGCGCACACACCACUACCGUAGUAGCGUCCUUCUUACUCCUAGCACUUGUCCGAUGUACACCGCCGGCGACGGCUCUCGAUCCCAUACCGAGGCAGAUUACAUCGAAGCUGUCUGUUGCUCGCCGCGGACGAGCCUCCGCGCGGACUUUCCCGCCCCACCCGGCCCAGUUUCUCGCUGCUCGGCGGGCGGAGAAAGCAUCUGCAGCCGCGGAAACUACGUGGGUCCGAGAAUCUGACGGUUUUGACAGCGUUACUGGGAUUGCUACUACUAAUGAUGCUCCUAGUAAGAGUACUGCUGCUGCUGCUGCUGCUGCUGCCAUACCGCGGGCUUCGGCGGCAAACAAGGCGGCUCUCGCGGCGAUCUUCGCGGCGGCGCAGCUGCCUAUUCCGGCGAACAAGCCGAACGCGUGCGCGUGGCCCGGCGUGCAAUGCGCCGACAACGGCGCUGUUGAAGGGCUCUUCCUGUCUGGGAGCCCUCUCUCGCACCCACCGACGCCUCGCCUCUGCAACCGAACCGCGCGCGAACCCGGCGGAAAAGCUCCCGCAAUUCUCGCCGCGUCUAUCGGCCAGUUAACGGACCUUACGAUUCUCGCUCUAACAAACCUCUGGCUCGCUGGUUCGGUCCCGCGGUCGCUUUCCUGGCUUACGAAACUCGGGUCUCUCGAUCUUUCAGGCAACUGCUUCACUGGUUCCCUGCCCAUCGCCUUUUUUCGCAUGCCGAAUAUUUCCUAUGUGAGGGCGGCCACGAAUUUCUUCGCGGGCGGGUUACCACAGCGUCCCGCUGCGUACGCCGCGAUGAAAGGGUUACGAGGGUUUGAUUUGAGGGAUAAUCGGCUUUCCGGUCCGAUUCCUGGCGCGCUUGCAACGCUGCCAAAUUUUGAGGAGUUAAUUCUGGAUCGAAACCGGUUGUCGGGAAUAAUUCCGCCCGCGCUGCUGAAAAAACAGCUCUCGUUUUUAUCAGUGCGUGAAAACCGGCUUUCCGGCGACCUGAGCGGGCAGCAAAUAAUGGCCAGUGGGAUUGACUUCACCCGAAACAGGCUGACCGGGAAUCUUGACACGAUUGAGUUCGACCCGUGGGUGAGCUUCAUCUACGUUUCGGAGAACCUUUUCUCGGGCAGCUUUCCGGAAAUAUUGUGCAGCGAAAUGAGCAACGUUCAAGUCGCUGAUUUUUCGCACAAUCGCCUGACCGGAGUCGUUCCGGUGAACUGUUUCAAUUCCGCAACCCAAGGGCUGCGCCAACUUUGGUUGGACCACAACAAUUUCUCGGGCAGCUUGCAGCCGUUUACCAGGCUAUCCGAGAGCAUCACUUUUGUGGACCUCGGAUUCAACAAGUUUUCAGGGAGAAUUCCCCAAGGCCUCGCCACUCUAUCCAGUCUGACUUACUUGGACCUUGGAGCAAACUCUCUGACAGGCCCCAUCCCCCGCUUCUGCCAGGGACAGCAGGCUCUCACUUUCCUCAACCUCGCCUUCAAUGCCCUCUCUGGCCCGCCCACCCCUCUCUCCUUCCCCACCUGCGCCCGCUCCCUCGCCGCCCUCUACCUCUCCUCCAACCGACUCUCCGGCCGCAUCCCCGCUACAAUCAGCUCCUUUAAGCGCCUCAGGUGGCUGCUUCUAGACAGAAACGCCCUCACAGGGGCGAUCCCGGCUGGGGUGAGCAUCAUGCAGCAGCUGAAGGGACUGGGCGUGUCGUAUAACCGGCUGUCGGGUCCCAUUCCCGCGGCUUGGCCGCGAACUUUCGGUCAGGUGCUGCUGGCAGGGAACCGGCUGUCAGGGGCUGUUCCCGCUGCUCUUAGCAAGCUGAAACGGGCUUCCUUUAAGCCAGGAAACCCUAACCUGUGCGGGACUCCGCUACCUGCUUGCAAAUGAAACCUCUUGUGUAUAAUAUU
Molecule: messenger RNA, 2139 nt
Organism: Closterium sp. NIES-67
Lineage: Eukaryota; Viridiplantae; Streptophyta; Zygnematophyceae; Desmidiales; Closteriaceae
Source: the annotation of a GenBank genome assembly